UCCCAAUCAAUCCCACCAAAUUCAAUCUCAUCAUCCCCACACUCUUUUUCUACAAACUCAUGCUUACAUUCAUCACCUACUAUUUCUAACAAUACUCAUUAUACAACUAACUCCUUGGUAUUAACUCCCUUAUCUGCAAUCCAAAACCCCCCAAAUUUGCAUGUAACAAACAAUCUCAACCUCAAAACACAAUCUUUACAAAAAGCCCACCAAAGAUUUUAGCUUAAUUUCAAGAAAAAUGGCUUCUUUGUUGCUAAAUGGAGCUCAUUACCAAAAUCUUGAAAAAACCCCAAAAGGGCUUGAAUUAGGAUUUAAUAGGUCUAAUUUGCAUGGCAGGACUAAUUUAAGCUACACCCAGAUCAAUUUUGUUAAUAAAGUUUGUAACUUUAAAUCCAAGAAUUUAAUUAGGCCAAAAUGUAGUGUUUCAUCAUCAGUGCCUAGGCCAGUUUCACAGCCAAGAUUUAUACAACAUAAAAAAGAGGCAUUUUGGUUUUAUAGGUUUUUAUCAAUAGUGUAUGAUCAUGUGAUAAACCCUGGACAUUGGACUGAAGAUAUGAGAGAUGAAGCACUCGAACCGGCUGAUCUUGAUAACCCGGGUUUGGUUGUGGUUGAUGUUGGUGGUGGGACUGGUUUUACUACUUUAGGAAUUGUGAAAAGUGUUGAGGCUAAGAAUGUGACUAUUUUGGAUCAGUCUCCUCAUCAGCUGGCUAAAGCUAAGGAAAAACAGGGUUUGAAGGAAUGUAGGAUUAUUGAAGGUGAUGCUGAGGAUCUUCCGUUUGAGACGGAUUAUGCUGAUCGAUAUGUGUCUGCUGGAAGCAUCGAGUACUGGCCAGACCCUCAACGAGGCAUCAAAGAGGCAUACAGGGUUCUGAAGAAAGGGGGGAAGGCUUGUCUAAUUGGUCCUAUUUAUCCUACAUUUUGGUUGUCUCGUUUCUUUGCAGACAUGUGGAUGCUCUUUCCAAAGGAGGAAGAGUACAUUGACUGGUUUGAAAAGGCAGGAUUCAAAGAUGUGCAGGUAAAGAGGAUAGGCCCAAAAUGGUAUCGUGGUGUUCGUCGCCAUGGGCUCAUCAUGGGUUGCUCUGUUAGUGGUGUCAAAACGGACUCGGGGGAUUCUCCAUUGCAGCUUGGUCCCAAAGUAGAGGACGUAGAGAAGCCUGUUAAUCCAUUUGUAUUCCUUGUACGUUUCCUUCUUGGUGCAAUGGCUGGAGUCUACUAUGUACUUGUUCCUGUUUACAUGUGGCUCAAGGAUCAGAUAGUGCCGAAAGGUCAACUAAUAUGAGAGAGUAAUAAAAGCCCUGUAUGGUGCAGAGUGCUUAUGACGGUUUUUAGUUUGUGUGCAAUGUUAUCUGGUUUUUAAGUUCGAGUCAAAUGUUUAAACUGCAUUCUAUAAUAUUUGACUUUAGCCAUUUGUGUAGUCUUGGAUCAUGUUGGUUUAGAACUUAGAAGAAAUGUGUUGUGGGUUCUCAAGAAUUCUUGAAUUUGUUAUGAACUUUUUAUCUUUUUAUUGCUAACAUAUUGUGAAAUAGUA
Molecule: messenger RNA, 1528 nt
Organism: Erigeron canadensis
Lineage: Eukaryota; Viridiplantae; Streptophyta; Magnoliopsida; Asterales; Asteraceae
Product: 2-methyl-6-phytyl-1,4-hydroquinone methyltransferase, chloroplastic-like
Exons: 3
Coding region: 239-1279 (346 amino acids)
Biological process (GO): methylation
Molecular function (GO): 2-methyl-6-phytyl-1,4-benzoquinone methyltransferase activity
Source: RefSeq, a predicted model, not a curated record